Molecule: messenger RNA, 5668 nt
Organism: Lepus europaeus (European hare)
Lineage: Eukaryota; Metazoa; Chordata; Mammalia; Lagomorpha; Leporidae
Gene: RGS5
Product: regulator of G protein signaling 5
Exons: 5
Coding region: 45-590 (181 amino acids)
Source: RefSeq, a predicted model, not a curated record
UAAGAAGUUUUGCUCAAAGCUGAGGAGCUAAGCCACUUGCCAAAAUGUGCAAAGGACUUGCAGCUUUGCCCCACUCAUGCCUGGAAAGGGCCAAGGAGAUUAAGAUUAAGUUGGGAAUUCUCCUCCAGAAGCCAGACUUGGCCACGGACCUUGUCAUCCCUUACAAUGAGAAGCCGGAGAAGCCAGCCAAGCCACAGAGACCCUUGCCGGAGGAGGCCCUGCAGUGGCGUGAUUCUCUGGACAAGCUCCUGCAGAACAAUUAUGGACUUGCCAGUUUCAAAAGUUUCCUGAAGUCCGAAUUCAGUGAGGAAAACCUUGAGUUCUGGAUUGCUUGUGAGGAGUACAAGAAGAUCAAGUCCCCUGCCAAGAUGGCUGAGAAGGCAAAACAGAUUUAUGAGGAAUUCAUCCAAACGGAAGCCCCUAAAGAGGUGAAUAUUGACCACUUCACUAAGGACAUCACAAUGAAGAACCUGGUGGAGCCUUCCCUGAGCAGCUUUGAUGUGGCACAGAAAAGAAUCCAUGCUCUGAUGGAGAAAGAUUCCCUGCCUCGCUUCGUGCGCUCUGAAUUUUAUCUGGAGUUAAUCAAGUAGUAAUUUGGUCAGGCUAUGAAAGGCACUCAGUGAGUUACUUCCUCCAUAAUAACCCUGUGUUUUCCAGUAACCUACAUAUCUUCCCAUAGCAGCUUUGCUCAGAUACCCAAAUAGAAAAUUCCCAAGGAAUGUCGCCCGUCUUUUGCCCACGUUGUUUUGGAAGCUUACACAGGGUCCGAAUUCCUUCCUCUUCCUUCCUUUAGCCUUCCUGCCCCAUUGUUAAUUGGAUUCCACACAAUUUUGUCAAACUCAAUCUGAAUCACAGAAAAACCAUGCUAAAGCAAACAAAUACAAGGCAGGAAUAUUAUAUCUCUGGAUUUAGAUAAUAAAAAAAUCUCAACUUACACUAAUCUGAAAAAGAAUAUGGAUGUGAAAACAUCAGAUUCAAAGGGGCCUAAUUGAUCUCACUUGUUGUUUUACUUCUGACCAAGGGAGAUCAUCUCUCUAUUUCUAAAGAAGCCACUAUUUACUUUUUAAAGCAAAUUCAUUAUUUAAAAAACAAUCUUUCCCUUAGAGCAUCUUCAUGUUAGCUUGGAUAUUAUAAAUGAGAUACAAUAAUGAAUUUAUUGUGUUGAGACAAAAUCAACUAAACACCAUUCAUAUUCAUUGUGUCUUUUUACCUCCUGCCCUUAUUCCCCCAAGAAAGUUACCAAGUUGUUUUAAAUCAGUGAUCUAAGACCAAAAAUGGACUACAUAACAAAUACAUCUGUGGCCCUAGGAUGUAAGCCAAAGUUUUAAUGAUCAAGAUAUUUGAUAUCCUUGUGAGCAUAAAACCCCCUGAUUUCUAACUCCGAUUACAUAAAAUAAAAGUAUUCCUGGAGAUAUUCAAUAUCAGGAUUUCAUACUAAAAUGGAAAAAUACUGUCAAGGUUAAAAUGAUUAUUGCAUGAGUCCCUGUAUUAUUUUUUUUUGUAAAUGACAAUUGCCUUCAAGAUGCAAAAUUACUUUUGGAAAAAUUAAUGUGGUUAUACGUAGAGGCUUUCUAAAUGAGACAAAAUUUUAAGGAAUUCUGCUUUUUGCAAUAUAAUAUGAUCUUUUGCAACACUAUGUUCCCUCACUAUUUUGCUUUAUGCAUUUAGUAAAUUGUAUCUAAAGUGAAAAGCACAGAUUUAUAUUCAUGCACAACUAUGGAUAAGUCAUGGUAUUUCUAAUAGGUUUAAACUUUUAAUUCUGUGUUUCACUAUUAUAAGUCUUAGAAAUUUUUCCUUGUCUUUAGUACAUUUGACUAAAGUAGUGAUUUAGAAUAACUUAGCCAUACACAGAAUCAAGGUGAACCAUGUAUGAAGGUAGUCAAUGUUAGGAUGUGGGGUUAUUGGAGGAGAAAGAGGAUACUUUUAAAACAGUAUUAAUAAAAAUCCAAAACGUUUAAGUAGAAGACAACAUUGCUUAGUCUCGAAUUUCCUUCUUUUGUUUCCCUUUUUAAUUCACAUGCUCCUGGUUUUCCCCAUGAAUAGCUCAUUUAUUUAGCCAUUUCCUAGGAAUAUCAGCAGCAAAGCAGCCAUGUUGCUCUUCUUUGGGCAUGUGCUGAUUUUGCCCAUUUUUGUGAUUUCAAAGGAUAAUGCUCCCUUCCUGAAUGCUCACCAUUUCACCUUCUGAAAGCAGAUUGAAAUGACUGUGUAUGCUGCCAGCAAUGGCAAGACAUCUGAAUUGACUCAGAUUUGUCACUAUUGCCUAUUUUAAAGAAGCUCUUCCAUCAAGCAGUCCACAGCUAGGCUCCAUCAAAAUUGUAAACAUGAAAACAUUCUCGUUGAAUGCGUUUGUGUUAGGUUGACAAGGAACUCACAUAAAAACAAUAAAAACACUCUGGGCAUCAUCUCCCUCAUCAUCUAGCUAUUGUGCCCCAAAUCAGUAAAAACAACAAAAAAGUGCCAGUUCUUGACUUCCUAAAGCAGUCGGAAAUGGUAGGAACCCUGGAAUCUAGGUGAUUCAUUUUUUUUUUUUGAAUGCCAAAACAUUUUAAAGAUUAAUUAAAAGUCAAAUACUUUGUUCACAUUAUUUGAAAUUCAUAGAUAUUUGAAAAUGUCCAGAGAGGUAAGUAGAUACCACAUAUCUCCAGACAGUUGAUGCUGCAAAGACUCCAGUUGGCUCUUCACAAAUUGACUGCACACCCUCAGUAAGUGAGUAGACUUGUCAGGGGAGGGUAACAAGAGCCUUCACCUUCAUGUGAGCUGAAUCCAGGAAGCCAAGAGCAGGCAAGGGCAUUAUGAGAACAGUGCUGUGAAGGCUGCAAAAAGAAUGUAAGAAGCAAUGCCUUCCAGGGGGUGAAUUGUAUUAUCUAUCAUCUAUCAAUCAAUCAAUCAUCUAUUAAUCUAUCAUAUAUCAACCAAUCUAUCAUCUGUAUUGUCUAUCUAUCCCCUAUCAUCUAUAAUUUUAUAUUUGAAGUAUACAUAUUCUAUAAACUACUCUAACAAGAAAUUCUGAAAUCCAAAGAAAUGCAAACAUUCCAGCCCCAAAUAAGAAAGUAAAUAUAUUAAAAUUGUCCUAGAAAAUUUCUUUGAAAGUGUUUUGAAACUUAACAAAAAGAGAAAAGGAAAAAAAAUCUAAAUUGCUAGUAAUUUCUAGGGUAACACAAAGAAAAUGACAUUUCUGGGAAAUCCGAAAAUGUGGGGUGAUCUUCCAGGAAAAAGUUUGUAAUGUCUGUUUAUUUAUCACUCCUUUCCCCUCUUCCCGCUUCGUCUCUUCUUCCCCUUGAGUAAAUGGCCUGGGAAAGUAUGAAACCUACUGUAAGGGCCCUGGGGUGCUUGCAUUUUCCUCCCUUGUGUAAAUGUAACUACAGUUGUAAGUGGACUUGGGAAGUAGAGGCAGUGGAACCAAACUGUGGUCAAUGGAAAGAGGAGUUUAUGCUUCUCACUUAUGAGAGCUUAGCCCCAAGGACUGACCCACAACCUAAGGUUUUCUACCCGAGUUUGAUAUAGGUGGGAUUGGGCUCAAGUGAAGAUUUAAAAUAGACCAGGACAAAGGGAGUAGCAACUCUAGAAUAAAUUAGCAAGUUUCGUCUCAUGUUUAUUUGUUAAAGCAGUGAUAAUCCAUGGGAACAGCCUUCCUGCACUCCCUUGCUCGCUCGCUCUCUUUCUCACUCUCUUUCUUACUCUGUUUCUCAUUCUCUCUUUCUUACUCUCUCAUUCUCUCUCUCUUUCUCUCUCUCUCUCUCUCUCUUACUCUCUUUCUCUCUCACACAUACACACACACAUAUAACUUCUUCCCAGAUGUCACUUUUUGAAAUGUAGAAUUGAGACUUUCUAGUAACUAUGCUUUCAAAUCAGUAGAGUCCACUGUAUGGAAACAUUUUGUGUUCCCUUCCCUACACUCUGUUAUAUAAAUUAUGCUCUGAGUAGAUUUUAGCUUUUAAUGCAUAAAGGAAAGCAAUUAAUGGAAAACACUUUUUAUUUUUGCAAUCUACAAAGCUAUGCAUUUUACUUGGUUGGUGAGGUUUUUUUCUCCACUUUGUACAAAAUCCAUUUGAAUAUGACAAACCUAUGAAUUUUCCCCCAAAGAAUAUUAGGUAUCUAGAAGUUUCAAAACAAACUUGACCAUUCACAGAUCAGUGGAUAAAUUAAUAAGCAUUAUGUUCUAAUGCUUUGCAAAACCAUUUAUGUCAUCACAAAUUAGAUAGUUUGGGAUUUGUUGGAAAGGAUAGUUAGAGUUCAGGGACAUGAUUUUUACUCUUGAAACUGCUCCCAUUAGUAGGUCACAUUCCCUGUUGUUUGGGAACUUGGCAGGGUUGGGAGAAAGUGGGUCAUGAGAAAGAAGAGAAGAAAGGAGAGAAGUGGUAAGGGAGCAAGUACUCAGACCUGUGAAAUUAAUCUACUUGCUAGGGGAGCAGCUCAGCCUGGUUGGAAAUCACACUUCUUUGUGCUGUUGUCUUCCAGACUUGCAAAGUAUCUCUUGACUCACAAUGUGGCUAAAUGAAAAAUUUUGUGUUAGUGUCCUGGAGAGUCUUGGCUAGAGAAAAGAAAGAACUGAGGGGAGGGGAUCUUCUUUCUCCCACUUGGAUUGUAUGUGCCAGGAAGCAGAGAGAGGAGAAAUUAGUUCCAACCCUCACCCAUCCAAACCCAAGGGCUAGGCAACUCUAUAUGGGUUUUGGACAUAAAGUCUUGGUACAUCUUGGUACAUCUCAACGGAAUGACUUGCAGAUCUCUCUGGAUUUCUGACUACUGUAUUAGACAAACAUGUUUUUUACAUUUGCUUGGUGAAAGGCUCUUCAGUUAACAAUUUAGCAUCUGUUUCUUGUGUUAAACACACAUUUCACCAGACCAAAAUUUAUCCAAAAAGAAUUUCCCCAGGAUCAAUUAACCAUCCUAGAAAUGAGAAGGCCAAUUCUUCCAACUGAGGAGAUAUGCAUAGCUUUAAAUAGAAAUGCAUAGCAGAGUGAUAGAUAAAAUUGUUUAGGCUAUUAUCCUCAAAUCACAGUUUAAUAAUCAUCUUAUUUUUCUAGUAGAGUAGCUACAAAUCAACCUCUUAACAUUCAUGUCUAGCUUAAUAAGCCUUGCCAAGUUACUUACUCUCUGACCUGAGAUGUUUUUCCUUCCACCUCACCUCAGUACCUCUCUUCCUCUUCUCUGCAGUAGGGAGUAUUUACAAUAGUUGAGUCUAAAUAUCAUUUUAAUUAUAAUAUUCUAUAUAUAGUUUGAAUUAAAAUUGCAAUAAGCACAUUAAAAACAUUUGCUUUCUAUGUAGGAAAAUGUAGAGCUUAAGGCAUCAAAACAAAGAAAGAGAAAUGCUGAGAAAUUUGCCAGUGGAGACUGUGAUCUAAGUAACUUUUGCCAGGAGUUCUUUUUAUGCUUUGCAGUACCAGAACUCGGGGAAACUUCUUGUUUUUUGCUAUACAGUAUCAGAAUUUGGGGAAACAACUUGUAAUUUGCUAUCGGAAGACAGCAAGGAGAAAUGAAAGGUCUAUGGAUCCAUUUGCCAGCAUUUAUUCCAUAGGUUUUAAAUUAGAGAUAACUAUAUUCAUCUUCUGAUUUUUUGUAUUCAAUAUAUUUGUACUAUGCAACUCAUGCUUUGUGAUAAAUAAAGCACCAAAUAUGUAUCUACAAUCAUGAUCACACAUGUUGUAUUAAAUAUAAAUCUGUAUCACUA